Ochotona curzoniae (black-lipped pika) is the source of this 1688-nucleotide messenger RNA. RefSeq names its product elaC ribonuclease Z 1 (gene ELAC1). Lineage: Eukaryota; Metazoa; Chordata; Mammalia; Lagomorpha; Ochotonidae. Gene Ontology annotation, molecular function: 3'-tRNA processing endoribonuclease activity. The transcript is spliced from 4 exons. The record is from RefSeq and is a predicted model, not a curated record. Gene Ontology annotation, cellular component: nucleus. The coding region runs from base 71 to 1162 and encodes 363 amino acids.
UUGCUGGGCUGCAGAGCCGGCGUGCGCCUCCCUGGGCUCCAAGCCCGGGCCGCGGGGAGAGGGGUGGAAGAUGUCCAUGGAUGUGACAUUUCUGGGGACAGGCGCAGCCUACCCAUCCCCGACCAGGGGAGCCUCUGCCGUGGUCCUUCGGUGUGAGGGCGAGUGCUGGCUCUUUGACUGCGGGGAGGGAACACAGACACAGCUUAUGAAAAGCCAACUUAAAGCAGGGAGGAUCACCAAGAUCUUCAUCACACAUCUUCAUGGAGACCAUCUCUUUGGCCUUCCUGGCCUCCUGUGCACAAUCAGCCUGCAGAGCGGCCCCACGGUCCCCAAGCAGCCUAUUGAGAUCUUUGGCCCUGUAGGGCUGCGGGACUUCAUAUGGCGGACCAUGCAGCUCUCUCACACAGAGUUGGUCUUCCCCUAUGUGGUCCAUGAGCUGGUGCCCACAGCAGAUCAGUGUCCGGCAGAGGCACUGAGAGAGCUGGCAGACAUGGACAAAGCAGACAGCCCUGCUGCCCAGGGACAAGGACGAACCAUCCUCUUGGACUCCGAGGAAGAUGCGUACCUUCUGGUUGAUGAGGAGCAGUUUGUCGUCAAAGCAUUUCGCCUCUUCCACAGAAUUCCUGCCUUUGGGUUUUCAGUUAUGGAAAAGAAAGGCCCAGGUAAACUCAAUGCACAGAAACUGAAAGAUCUUGGUGUUCCGCCAGGUCCUGCCUAUGGGAAGCUGAAAAAUGGAAUUUCGGUUGUUCUAGAAAAUGGAGUUACAGUUUCUCCCCAAGAUGUUCUCAAAAAGCCUAUCAGUGGGAGAAAGAUCUGCAUCCUGGGUGACUGUUCCGGGGUGGUGGGUGAGGGGGGUGUGAAGCUGUGCUUUGAGGCGGACCUGUUGAUCCACGAGGCCACCCUGAACGACGCCCAGAUGGACAAAGCCAAGGAGCAUGGCCACAGCACGCCUCAGAUGGCGGCGACCUUUGCCAAGCUGUGCCGUGCAAAGAGGCUGGUUUUGACUCAUUUCAGUCAGAGGUACAAACCAACCUCUUUGGCCCGAGAAGGAGAACCAGAUGGCACCAUGGAGUUGAAGAGGCAAGCUGAAGCCGUGCUGGAGCUGCAGGAAGUGACUCUGGCAGAAGAUUUUAUGGUGAUCAGCAUUCCAAUCAAGAAAUGAAACCUGAGCGCAUACUGGCAUAUCUGUGACAUAAUUACUGAACACAGUCCAGCUUGCAUUGUUGUUUUUUUCAUCUGAAGUUCUUUGGGUCCUGGUAAUCCUUGAAAGGAUAGAGCUGCAUUGCUGAGUUGACUCAGUCACGGCAGGGAGCAAGCUUUUUAUAAUAAAUCAUUUUGAAAGAAAGAGCCCAGCUUCAUUUUUCAAGUGUAAGUUUUUCAAAAUGAUAGACUGUUUGGGUCCACAUCUCAUCAAGUGGCCUCUGCUACAGACAAAAGCCAGGACCCCAUACCAUCCUGGGCUUUGCUUCAGCCCAGCUUUCUUGCUGUUAUUGGCAAGGUGCACUGGGCUUGGCUCUCCCAGCUCAAAGUGGUAUUUUGGCAGCCUGUGCUGAAACUGUUCGUGUUAUUAACAGAAUAGAAAGAAAUGUAGUGAGAUAUUGUACAUGAAAGAUUAAAACUUGUAUAAUGAUGGCGUUGCUGGAAUACUGCAGGCAGGGUCAAUUUGGGUGUAUAUAUUAGUAUUUUAC